Aspergillus thermomutatus is the source of this 1320-nucleotide messenger RNA. RefSeq names its product putative TRAF-like signal transducer. Gene Ontology annotation, molecular function: zinc ion binding. The record is from RefSeq and is a predicted model, not a curated record. The transcript has 2 exons. Lineage: Eukaryota; Fungi; Ascomycota; Eurotiomycetes; Eurotiales; Aspergillaceae. Bases 1 to 1320 code for a protein of 439 amino acids.
AUGAAACUCGAGGAGCUUCUGAUGAUGGAGUCGAGCUGCGAUCGCGACGAGAUCAUUGACCUGCGUGCUCUGGACUAUGUCUCCAGUUAUGACGACCAUCUUAUGUGUGCGAUAUGCCACUGCCCCUUUAUUCGCCCGGUUCGCUUGCAGUGCGACCAUGUUUUCUGUCAAAAGUGCCUAAAUUCCGCCAUUACAACGUUUGCCGCUGGUCGGGAUGAUUUCACAUGUCCGACCUGCCGCACGCCGACUCGAGAUGUCUACCUCAAUGUACCUCGACUAUUGAUCAAUAUGUGCGACGAUGUACGAGUAAAGUGCCCAUUUUCGAGCGAGGGUUGCAAGGAAAUUGUACCGAGGGGUCAUGUUCAAGCUCACGUCGACAAAUAUUGUGGGUAUAGGCUCAUGGAUUGCCCGGGUACGCUUUGCGACAAGAAGACCAGGAAGAAGGACCUCGGUCCCGAUAGAAAAUGCAUGCAUAAGCUGCACCAGUGCUCUCGUUGCGAGGAGGAAGUGAUGGAACAGGAUUACGAGACAACGGUUUUUCGAAAAGCGUUGAGGGAUCAUAUUGAAACCUGCCCCGAGGCAAUACAUGCUUGUGCCGCGUCCAAAUACGGAUGUCCCGUUAAAGUCAAGCGGGCCGACUUGGUGACACAUGAGCAAAUUUGUCCACUCAUCGCUAUGGGCCCUUAUUUCGAGGCUCAGAAUGCCCGGCUUGACUCCUUGGAAUUGACCAUCCGCCAUCUUCAGCAGCGAAAUGAGAUCUUUGAGGACGGGAUCGCAAACAUUCGCUCUACCCUACUUGAUACUUCGCGUGCCCUUCCUGGACACGACACAGGGGCACAAUCAGGCUCCUCGGGGCAGUCGGGGUCAUCAAGCUCUCCGCGUGUAUCGGGCAGUCAAUCACACGCUGAUAAUUCUAGUGCAAUCUCUUCUAAUGCCGCCACCACGACGUAUCUACUUGCUCUGCACGAGUCUCUUCGGGAGGAAGUUGGUCAGCUUUCACAUGCAAUCACCGAUUUAGACGCUCGCGCCAGCAUGGCCAUCAUGAAUGAGUGUCUCCGCAUAAAGGAGGACAUGGCUCACACAAAUGCUGCUGUUAGCAGUAUUCGCAUGCAGGUCCAAUGGCUGAUGAAUCCUCGUCUACACCAGGGCCAGCGAGCUACUGGUGUGCGCACAAGUAAUGGCAGCAACAGCAAUAAUGAGACCAGGGCUGGUCAGCUAGGAUCGUCUACACCCGGUCCGAGCAGUGCAGUCGGUCCAUCCUCAGGCUUGCUUAGACCCCGAAGACCGAGCGAUAGCGGACGGGAGGGUACCAAACUUUGA